Nymphaea colorata (pocket water lily) is the source of this 1231-nucleotide messenger RNA. RefSeq names its product DNA repair protein XRCC4-like. Gene Ontology annotation, molecular function: DNA binding. The record is from RefSeq and is a predicted model, not a curated record. The transcript is spliced from 4 exons. Gene Ontology annotation, cellular component: nucleus; DNA-dependent protein kinase-DNA ligase 4 complex; DNA ligase IV complex. Bases 257 to 1063 code for a protein of 268 amino acids. NCBI's taxonomy places the organism in Eukaryota, Viridiplantae, Streptophyta, Magnoliopsida, Nymphaeales, Nymphaeaceae. Gene Ontology annotation, biological process: response to X-ray; positive regulation of ligase activity; DNA recombination.
CCUGUUUGAGAGCUAAGGCGCCCUCGUUUGGGGAUUCAAGAAGCAACAUUUACCGUUAAACAACAACAGGGAACAGUUUUUCCUUCCGCUUCACGCUUUCUUCAGCUUGAAGCAUCUUUUUUCUCUAACUCCUUUUGAUUCUGAAGGCUCAUUGGGUUUUUGAAUUCCAUAUGACACGAGGCGGCUUUUUUUUCCCUUUGUUCUGUUGACUGCGGUGGAGAAAAUUGCACAGAGAGACAGAGCCAGGCGUGCUUGGAUGGCGACGGAGGAAGAGGACCAUGGGGGCGGAGGUUUCAGGCACACAUGCAUGAGGAUGGUGGUGGAAGGCACCACGCCGGAGGGUGCCGUCUACUAUGUCAAGGGGACCUGGUACCCGUCCCGGUUCUCCCUGUCUAUAAUAGACGGACUGAGGGCAUGGGUCUGCAACCCUUCCGAGCAGGAGGUGUCGGAGCGCGCCGACAACUGGGACCAGCCCGUCUCCCACUAUCUCCAGACAGCCGAGCAGCACCUUGCCAUUCAGCAACCUGGCUCCUCCUACGCCUUCAUCGACACAGGCGAUGGCCACAAGCGAUUAUCUUGGACAUUUGAGAAACAAGGAACAAAGUUAGAAUGGCGGUGGAAAUGUCAACCAUCUGCUGACGACAGACAUGUCACUGCUAGCAUUUUGGACUUCCUUAUGGAGGCAAACACAAAAUUAAGUGAUGAAGUCGUUAAAAAGACACAUUCAUUUGAGAAAAUGAAAACAGAAGCCGAAAAGAGUCUGUCACAAUGUGAGAUUCUCAGUCGUGAAAAGGAGGAAUUUGAGAAUUCUGUCUAUGCAAAGUUUGUUGAAGUUCUGAACUCAAAGAAGGCAAAGUUGCGGGAACUCCGUGAUAGAAUAUCAAGAAUUGAAUGUAAAAGCGGUCAACCAGAAGCCAAGGACGAUUCCAGUGACAAAACUGAGACUUAUACUGGAGAAAGUGACGAUGGCUCACAAAGCCAUACAGACCCUGCACAAACUAUUCCUUCUAGGGCCAUUGCUUCAACCAGCAGGAAGAAGCAGAAGAGGAAGGUUGGUGAAUAGUUGUCCUUUUCUUGUUCGGUAUCUUUUCUGAAGGUCAUGCUUUGUGGGUGUGCAAAGAGCUGGAAUUUCUUCUAUUGUAUGAUAUUUUCUCCCUGUAGUCCCGUUGCCUGUAUUAGCGAGCCUUGAUAUCUUACAAAAUUAAGAGGCCUGUAGCAGUACGUGUCUCCA